Molecule: messenger RNA, 847 nt
Organism: Medicago truncatula (barrel medic)
Lineage: Eukaryota; Viridiplantae; Streptophyta; Magnoliopsida; Fabales; Fabaceae
Product: mitochondrial import inner membrane translocase subunit TIM14-2
Exons: 3
Coding region: 181-513 (110 amino acids)
Biological process (GO): protein import into mitochondrial matrix
Cellular component (GO): PAM complex, Tim23 associated import motor
Molecular function (GO): ATPase activator activity
Source: RefSeq, a predicted model, not a curated record
UUGGACGCUACGAGAAAACUAGACGUAUUGAGCAAGAAAACUCAACAAAACAAAAUAAAAACCGCAGUUUUCUUUCAUUCUCAACCUUAUUUGUUCUCUUCCUCAAAUCAACUCUAUUUGCAGAAGAAACCCUAUUUGAAUCCAACGUUUUUUGCUGUCAAGGGUUUAAUCAACAUUAUUAUGGAAACACCAUUAAUUUCAGGGAUUGCUGUGGCUGCUGCAGCUUAUGCCGCAAGAUAUAGUAUCCAGACUUGGCAAGCAUUCAUGGCUAGGCCAGCUGGGAUGCGUAAAUUUUAUGAAGGUGGUUUCAAAGCUAUCAUGGAUAAGAGGGAAGCAGCUCGCAUUCUUGGUGUUAGACCAACCGUUCCAAUUGUUAAGAUUAAAGAAGCACAUAGGAGAAUGAUGGUUGCAAACCAUCCAGAUGCUGGUGGUAGCCAUCAUGUUGCUUCCAAAAUCAAUGAAGCAAAAGAUAUGUUGCUUGGAAAGACCAAAGGUGGUGGAAGUGCAUUUUGAAGUAGUACAACAUUUCUUCCCAUUAUCUAAAUGGUUCAAGCAUAUUCUAUCUCUCAAGAAUCAAUCUUGUCUGCUUCAAAAGUGAAACCAAACACAGUAUCUUCAAAGGGGAAAUCAUACUACACCAAGCUAUUAACUUUGUUGUAACUUGUGCCAUUAAAGUUUAGUUUAGAAGGCUUCAGUAGAAAUUAUUUUACUUGGACUAUUUAAGUGCCAAUUAUUUCCUCUUUGAGUUGCUCUUCUAUUUCCUCUCUUGUUUUAGUUUAUGCAACUUUACCAUGAUUUUUGGCUUUGACAUAUAUCUUGAUUUUGAAUGAAAUCGAUUCUACACCAA